Eurytemora carolleeae is the source of this 1903-nucleotide messenger RNA. It is a transcript of the gene gish, whose product is annotated as casein kinase I. Lineage: Eukaryota; Metazoa; Arthropoda; Copepoda; Calanoida; Temoridae. The record is from RefSeq and is a predicted model, not a curated record. Gene Ontology annotation, biological process: endocytosis; signal transduction; peptidyl-serine phosphorylation. Gene Ontology annotation, cellular component: plasma membrane; nucleus; cytoplasm. Bases 210 to 1469 code for a protein of 419 amino acids. The transcript is spliced from 16 exons. Gene Ontology annotation, molecular function: protein serine/threonine kinase activity; ATP binding.
UCAGAUAAGAAUUAGUUAAAUCAAUUUCUAUUCUACAGAAAUCAGUCCCCCCUUUUUAGCCAAACCCAAUGUGCAGGAUGAAAUCUGCUGUAUAGGAUUGAGUAGUCCAGAUUUUAUUGUAUUAAGUGACGAUAAAGUCCAAGAUGGUGUAGUGUGACCAGUUAUUUAUUCUUAGAAUAAGCCAGACGAGUAGUCGGACUAGAUCCAACAUGGCCACUCGGUCGGGGCCAACCCCCUCCUCCUCUGUACUCAUGGUGGGACCAAACUUCAGGGUCGGAAAGAAGAUUGGUUGCGGAAAUUUUGGCGAGUUACGUCUGGGAAAGAAUUUGUAUAAUAAUGAACAUGUUGCCAUUAAACUAGAACCGAUGAAAUCUAAAGCUCCUCAACUCCACUUAGAGUACAGGUUCUAUAAACAAGUUGGAACUAUCGGAGAUGGUGUCCCUGAGAUAUUCUAUUUUGGACCUUGUGGAAAGUACAAUGCAUUGGUUAUGGAACUUUUGGGACCGAGUUUAGAGGAUCUAUUUGAUAUAUGCAACAGAAAAUUCACGCUGAAGACUGUACUAUCCAUAGCUAUUCAGCUCCUCACCCGUAUAGAGUUCAUUCACAGUAAACAUCUUAUUUACAGAGAUGUGAAGCCUGAAAACUUCCUGAUAGGACGAACGAGUAUGAAGAAGGAUAAAACCAUCUUUAUUGUGGAUUUUGGUUUAGCCAAGGAGUACAUUGAUCACGAUACAAACAAACAUAUACCAUACAGAGAGCACAAGAGUCUCACGGGUACUGCCAGAUACAUGUCAAUCAACACUCAUCUAGGCAAAGAACAAAGUAGGCGAGAUGAUUUAGAGGCUCUCGGACACAUGUUCAUGUACUUCCUUCGGGGAAAUCUGCCCUGGCAGGGACUGAAGGCGGAUACACUGAAGGAGAGGUACCAGAAGAUUGGAGAUACCAAACGUGCUACUCCAAUAGAGGUGCUGUGUGAAGGUUACCCGGAGGAGUUUUCCACCUACCUCAGAUAUGUCCGGAGACUCGACUUCUUCGAGACACCGGACUAUGAUUAUCUGAGGAAACUUUUCUUAGAUUUGUUUGAACGAAAAUCUUUCGUUGAGGAUGGAGAAUUCGAUUGGAGUGGACGCACAAUGAGUACACCGAACCAGGAUCCCUUGUCUCCAAAUAACCGUGAACGUGAACGUCACAAGACUGGAAGAACUGAAGGGAAAGGUACUCCGGCCUGGUCCGAGUCUAAACCCUCAGGAAUUGAUAUUCUGGGUGGAAGACUGGGGGGAGACAACAGACAUCCCAGUGUACAGGUUGUACGUGGUUCAACAAACCUAUCACGUGAUGACGAGGGGGCAACACAAGACCGGUCAAAUGCUCCAAUCACCAACACCAAUGAUCAAGAGCAGGAGGGUGAGACAAAAUGUUGUUGCUUCUUUAAGCGGCGGAUCAAGAAGAAGGCCGGCAGGUCAAAAUGACGUGUCGGUCAACCCAAACCCGAGCUAGGGGGGCAGGGGGUUCGUCGACCCACUCGUGGGGUUCAAAGUGCCCUCGUGGACUCCUCCUUCCCACCUUUAACUAAUUCUGACAGUGAUAGACUUCUACGCAGUCAAUCUUUUACUCGAUCUCGGCACACGCAUGCGCAGAACGCAGCUGUAAAUGCGCAUGCGCUGGACGCGUCACUUUACAAAGCUGGUCAAGAAACGUACAGUGCGUCCCAAUUUCCCGGGCAUGCAGAUAUAAAUGCUGAAAAUAUGACCGCUCCCAAGUUGAACGUGUGGUCAUGAAAACCAUAUAAAAUAGUGAAAUCAUCGAUGAGAUAAAAUUAAUAUAAAUAUCUAAUCUAACCGUUCUAUUCUAGCAUAAAAGUGUACUAGGCAAUGUGUGGAAAUGUAAAAAAAAAUUUAGUGAA